Molecule: messenger RNA, 1701 nt
Organism: Penicillium coprophilum
Lineage: Eukaryota; Fungi; Ascomycota; Eurotiomycetes; Eurotiales; Aspergillaceae
Exons: 7
Coding region: 1-1701 (566 amino acids)
Biological process (GO): lipid homeostasis; fatty acid beta-oxidation using acyl-CoA oxidase
Cellular component (GO): peroxisome
Molecular function (GO): acyl-CoA oxidase activity; fatty acid binding; FAD binding
Source: RefSeq, a predicted model, not a curated record
AUGCCACCCCAAACAGAACCUAGUCUCCAGCUCUUAUCAACUUCUCUUUUUCGAUCAGAAGGGUAUGAAGCUUCAGGACAUGAAAGCCUAGAGCGUUCUUACCACCGAGCCAGAGCAAUCGGCAGACAUCAUGGGCUCACUAUUGAUGACAUCCUCUCUCUCACCCCGAAGUUCUGGCAAUCCCAUAUGGAUGCUAUAGUCAUCCGGGAUAUCGUGGCUCACCUUCUUUUUACAAUUCAAUAUAACCUGGUGGCAGGCACAAUUGGCCCUUAUGCCAUGAAGAGGCCAGAUUUGCGACCAGUGAUGGAGAAAAUCUUGAGCUUUGAUGUUUCUGCUUGCUUUAUGCUCAACGAGAUUGACCAUGGCUGCGAUGCCAAGAACCUUGAAACCACUGCAACCUUACAGUCCGAUGGUAGUUUCGUUCUUCACAGUCCUACGCCCGGGGCAGCAAAAUUUAUGCCCCCGUCAAUGCCCAUAGCAGGAAUCCCUCGCAUUGCUAUCGUAUUCGCACGUCUCAUGGUUGGAGAAGACGAUAGAGGGAUUCGCCCCUUUAUAGUUGCACUUGGGGAUGGGAAGGAGAUGUGCAAAGGGGUAAAAUCAACAACACUCCCCUCCAUUGCCUGUGGAAGGACUCUCGACCACGCCAUCACCUCGUUUGACCAAGUCUGCCUAUCAUCAACGGCGAUGUUAGGCAGUCCCAAAAAGCCCGCCAACAUGCGAUCUCAAUUCCUGACAGCAAUCAACCGGCUAGGAUUUGGAACACUGGCUUUAAGCCUGGCCGCUGUACCAUCUUUGAGGAGUGCCACGCUUAUAGCUGGCAAGUAUAGCCUCCGUCGAAUGGUUUCUGACGCUCAAGGAUUUCCGAAGCCGAUCAUUUCCUUCCGUACUCAACAGCUGCCCAUUAUGCAUGCCCUGGCACAGAGCACAGUUCUAGAGCCGUUUGCACACUGGAUCACAGCUCAAUUCAGUGAUACUUCACUGGAAUUUCCUGUCAGACAUGCGUUGGCAGUUAUCUUCAAGGGAGCUGUGAUGCAAUACACCCAGACGAGCUUUGGAGAUCUACUCGAGCGCUGUGGUGCCCAGGGCGUGUUUAUUCAUAAUCAGCUCGCGGAAAUUGAGGAUCUCAAUCGUUGCAACGGUAUAGCAGAAGGAGAAAUCUUAGUUCUCUGCAUUCGCCUGGCCACUGAGAUCCUUCUCGGUCGAUACCAGAUCCCCAAAGCCACCAAGCCAAAUUCGAUGAUAGCAAAGCACGAAGAAGGCUACAUUGCAGAGAUGUUGACACUGCAGAGGAGUAUUAAUGAAGGGCACAGAAGCGAGGCGUUUAACAAUCGAAUCCUCCCUCAUUGUCGGCCCAUAGUCCUAGCCAUCGGCCAUCGCAUGGCAUACGAGGCGGCGGUGAAUGCCGGAGUUGAUUCGGAUCUGCUUACUCUGUUCGAAGUCGGUGUGAUCAAGACUGACUUUAGUUGGUACGUUGAGAAUCUGGGGCUUAGUCGGGCAGAUUUAUUUGAUAUGGAAUGCAAGGCAGCUGAUUCUGUUCUGCCGCGGAUUGGCGAGAUUUUGAAUCGCUUGGAUAAGAUGGAACCUUAUCUCACAGCUCCAAUACUUUCCGCAGAGAGGUGGGAGAAGUUCAUUGCUGAGCGUGAGACUGUUGAGGGAGAUGCGUUCUUUGAUAUUUUCAAUGGGGGGGGAUAUGCGACCUAA